AUGCUGGCCAGGAUCCCAGAUGGCAGAAGGACGCGGCAGAUCAGAACUUCGACUAUAUGUUCAAGCUGUUGAUCAUUGGUAACUCCUCGGUGGGAAAGACUUCGUUCUUGUUUCGGUACGCCGACGAUUCCUUCACGUCCGCCUUCGUGUCGACCGUCGGCAUCGACUUCAAAGUGAAGACAGUGUUUCGGCAGGACAAGCGGGUCAAGCUACAAAUAUGGGACACGGCCGGUCAGGAGAGGUACCGGACCAUCACCACGGCAUACUACCGAGGCGCCAUGGGCUUCAUCUUGAUGUACGACAUCACGAAUGAGGAGUCUUUCAAUAGCGUGCAGGACUGGUGA
Messenger RNA from Pollicipes pollicipes, 344 nucleotides. RefSeq names its product ras-related protein Rab-3. The transcript has 2 exons. NCBI's taxonomy places the organism in Eukaryota, Metazoa, Arthropoda, Thecostraca, Pollicipedomorpha, Pollicipedidae. The record is from RefSeq and is a predicted model, not a curated record. Gene Ontology annotation, molecular function: GTP binding; GTPase activity. The annotation marks the transcript as partial.